Peromyscus maniculatus bairdii (prairie deer mouse) is the source of this 6166-nucleotide messenger RNA. Its product is annotated as ATP-binding cassette sub-family A member 17-like. Gene Ontology annotation, biological process: transmembrane transport; lipid transport. Gene Ontology annotation, cellular component: membrane; intracellular membrane-bounded organelle. Lineage: Eukaryota; Metazoa; Chordata; Mammalia; Rodentia; Cricetidae. Gene Ontology annotation, molecular function: ATP binding; ABC-type transporter activity; ATP hydrolysis activity. The record is from RefSeq and is a predicted model, not a curated record.
GGGGCUCUGCUUCCGAGACUGAGCGCGCGACCCCGGGAGAUGGAGCCCCGGGGCUGCGGGCCUGAAGCUCGCGUCUGGACGACUGUGUUUCCAAGCCGUUGAGGCUGUAACAUCAGGAAUUUCACUUUCGCGGCGGGUUUUACUCUUUCAAGUUCUUCUUUCUCCUCGGGGCCCUCGCUCCACCGUGUCACCAAGGGAAGGUGCUACUUUCUGCUCCUGUCUGAGCAGAAGAAACCCAGGUCCUAGUGAGGUUAGGCUGAGGAACCUGGCCGGCGACAGCUGGCAGCGAGUAAAGCGGGAGUCACGACCCAGCCCAGCAGCACCGCUAGGAGAACGGAAUCGGAGUGGGGUGGGGCUGGGAGGAGGGUGUUAGGGUUCUGGCUCCCCUCAGGCAGAAGGGUGGGGCGUUAGGGUUCCCUCAGGCAGGAGACUGGGGCGUAGGGACCUCGUCAGGCGGUAGACUGAGGCACGGAGGCAGUCUGAGGCGAGAGGGUCGGAGGUCGUGGUUCUUCAGACCGGAGGGUGCGAGCAUCCGCGUGCCCUCUGGUCGGCUCAGGCCGGAGGGAAUGGCUCUGGAAUCACAGGUUCCUGGAUCCAGGGCUGUGCAGCCGCGCGGCCGGCCCGGGAGAAGUGGGUCACCGGGUGGAGCGUGGGCGACGGUGUCGCGGGGCCAACAGUCGCAGUGGGUCCCUGAGCGCCCGCGGCCACCGGCUCGGUGCGGGCGGUGAGUGGGGCGCAGCCUUUCCCAGCUUCUGGGCUGCGGGGGCCGGCCGCGGCAGGUGCUGUAAGGUAACCCCGGGAUCGUGACUUCCGAGUCAAUUGGUGAGCACCUUCAGCUGGGGGUACAAUGGCAGUGUUCAAGAAGUUAAAACUUCUUCUCUGGAAGAAUUUCAUCUUAAAGAAGCGGAAGACUCUGAUAACACUUCUGGAACUCUUGAUGCCGUUACUAUUUUCUACAAUUGUAUUGUAUCUUCGUUUCAACAGUAUGCCAAAACACGUAUCAACUACUAACUACCAACCAAUUAAUAUCAGUUUACUGCCAAUAUAUUUCAAUAAGUAUCCUCUGAAAAAUAAAUUUCAGUUGGCUUAUAUCCCUUCCAAAAGCGAGACUUUGAAAGCUGUCACUGAAAUGGUGGAACAAACCUUUGCUGUUGACUUUGAAGUUCUAGGCUUUCCUUCGGUGCCUUUAUUUGAAAACUACAUAAUUAAGGAUCCCAGGUCUUUCUACAUACUGGUGGGAAUUGUUUUUGACCAUACCUUCAAUAGCAGCAGUGAACCUUUGCCACUCGUGGUUAAGUAUGACUUGCGUUUCAGUUAUGUUCAGAGGAACUUUGCACCAUCACUGAACUAUUUAUUUUUUCAAGAGGAGCUAGAAGGCUGGUGCACAGCCUUUCUUUAUCCUCCCAAUCCAAGCCAAGAACCCCGGGAAUUUGUAUAUGCUGAUGGGGGAAACCCUGGAUACAACAAAGAAGGCUUCCUGGCAAUACAGCAUGCAGUAGACAAAGCCAUUAUGUGGCACCAUGAUCCCAACGCAACACUCACCAUGUUCAAGAAUCUCCACGUACUGCUGCAGAGAUUCCCAUUUGGGCCCCAUAUCAAGGACCCAUUCUUAGUGAUCCUUCAAAAUGAGUUCCCUCUGCUCCUCAUGCUCAGCUUCAUUUGUGUUGAGCUCAUAAUCAUCAAUUCCAUUUUACUGGAGAAGGAGAAGAAACUGAAGGAAUAUAUGUGUAUGAUGGGACUGGAGAGCUGGCUGCACUGGGUUGCUUGGUUCAUUACAUUCUUCAUUUCUGUCUUAAUUGUCGUUUCUGUUAUGACCAUUCUCUUUUGUGCAAAGGUAGACAGUGUGGCUGUGUUCACCAACAGUAAUCCUAGCUUGAUAUUUAUUUUUCUAAUGUGUUUUGCCACUGCCACAAUUUUCUUUGCAUUCAUGAUGAGCACGUUUUUUCAAAGAGCGCAUGUAGGAACUGUGAUAGGUGGAAUCGUCUUCUUUUUCACAUACCUUCCCUACAUAUACAUCACUUUCAGUUAUCACCAGAGGACCUAUGUCCAAAAGAUAGCCUCUUGCCUCUUCUCAAAUGUUGCCAUGGCAAUAGGAGUCCGAUUCAUCUCUCUGUUUGAAGCAGAAGGAACAGGCAUCCAAUGGAGGAACAUAGGCAGUAUCCAAGGAGACUUUAGCUUCAUUCAGGUGGUGCUGAUGCUCCUGCUGGACUCACUCUUGUACUGUCUGAUAGGCUUUUUGGCGGAGUCUCUCUUCUCAGGAAAGUUUGGAAUACCUACGUCUUGGUACUUCUUUGCCAAGUGCCUGUUCUGUGUCAAGAAGCCUGUUCCAGUAAUACUGCCACUUCUGGAUGUUGGGGAUCCUGAGAAACCUGCAAGGAGAGACUUCAUGCAGGAUGAGCCAGCUGAUCAAAUGAAAGCAAUUGAAAUCCAGCAUCUAUAUAAGGUCUUUUACAGGGGACGGCGUAAAUGCAUAGCCGUCAAGGAUCUGAGUGUGAACCUGUACAAGGGGCAGAUCACCGUUCUCCUGGGACACAACGGGGCAGGGAAAACCACCAUCUGCUCCAUUCUUACAGGUCUUAUUUCCCCUUCAAAGGGACAGGCAUAUGUCCUUGGGUGUGAAGUUUCAAAAGACUUGGCUCAAGUUAGGAAGAGCCUGGGCUGGUGCCCACAACAUGACAUUUUAUUUGAUAACUUUACAGUAACCGACCAUCUUUCUUUCUAUGGUCAGAGGGAUAUCCACACGGAACUUGCUGUUGAUUGUUGGAUGGAGUUGCUGAGGCAAUUUCAUCUUGGCUGUGUGCCAACAGGACCAAAGUUGAAAGGCCUGUCUCGCCAGAACUGUCAUGAAGAAAUAGAAGAGAUGCUUCCCCUCCUCGGUCUGAAGGACAAGUGGAACUCGCGGUGCAAGUUCCUGAGUUGGGGGAUGAAGCGCAAGCUCUCACUUGGCAUCGCCCUCAUAGCUGAUUCCAAGGUACUGAUUCUGGACGAACCUACCUCGGGCAUGGACUCCACCUCCAGGAGGGCCAUCUGGGACAUUCUUCAGCAGCAGAAGAGUGACCGCAUGAUCCUACUGACCACCCAUUUCAUGGAUGAAGCUGACCUGCUGGGGGACCGCGUGGCCAUCAUGGCCAAGGGGGAGCUGCAGUGUUGUGGGUCACCACCAUUCCUCAAGCAAAAAUAUGGUGCAGGAUAUUAUAUGACUUUAAUAAAAACACCUCUCUGUGACACAACGAAGCUUUCUAGUGUGAUUUAUUAUCACAUACCAGAUGCAAUCUUGGAGUCCAGAAUUGGAGAAGAAGUGAUAUUCAUACUUCCUAAGGAGACCAUGCCCAGGUUUGAAGCUCUAUUUACUGACUUGGAACAGAAACAGACAGAGCUGGGAAUCUCUGCUUUGGGAGUCUCUGUCACCACUAUGGAGGAAGUGUUCAUACGAGUUUGUAAGUUGGCUGAUUCUAGCACAAAUAUCCUAACUGAGAAGCGACCCUCUAUUCAGCCUCAUCCCCGAGUUCACAGAGUUCCUGUUGACAGAAUUAAAUAUCUUCACUCAAGGAUCUUUUCAAUGCAGACUGGCCUGUCAAUCAAACUAAAUACUGGACUCUGUCUUCUCUGCCAACAAUUCUAUGCCAUGCUCCUGAAAAAGGUCACAUAUUCGCUACGCAACUGGAGGUUGAUGCUGUUUGUGCAGAUUCUGCUGCCUCUGCUGAUUAUUGUGUUAAGUCUCACUUUUUUUGACUUCAAAUCAAAGAAAAUGGAAAAUGUACCUUUGGAGCUGACUUUAAAAACAUAUGGUCAGACAAUUGUUCCAUUUUUUGUUUCUGACAAUUCCCUCUUGGGUCCUCAACUUUCGGAUAAAUUUAAAAAGAUGCUUGUGGCUGCAGGACAGAUUCCUUUGUAUAUUCGAGGUUCUGUAGAGGACUUCCUACUGAAAAAGGCAAAAGAGGACCCUGAGGACUUUGAUAAGCUCUAUGUGGUGGCAGCUUCUUUUGAGGACGUGAAUAACUGCACCAUAGUGAAGGCACUGUUCAACAACCAGGCAUACCAUUCCCCGGGCCUGGCUCUGACUCUGGUGGACAAUUUCCUCUUCAAGUUGAUUUCUGGUGCCAAUGCUUCCAUUACCACAACCAACUACCCUCAGCCUCUGACAGCUGAAGAGCUCUCAGAGAGUGUCUUGUACCAGGGCCCUAAAGGACAUUACCUUGUUACCAACUUUCUUUUUGGAAUAGCUUUCCUGUCAAGCUCUUUCUCCAUCUUGACAGUCACAGAGAAAAACAUUAAGUCUAAGAACAUCCAGUUUAUAAGCGGUGUCAGUGCGGUUGCGUUCUGGCUCUCCGCUCUGCUGUGGGAUCUCAUUUCUUUCCUUGUCCCUACUCUCCUGCUAGUGUUGGUGUUUUUCUGGUAUAAGGAAGAAGCUUUUGCCCAUCCUGAGAGCACCCCAGCGGUGGUCUUAAUAAUGAUGCUCUACGGCUGGGCUGUCAUCCCUUUCAUCUACACAGUCAGCUUCUCUUUUAAAACUCCUGGGAAUGCGUGUGCUAAGCUUGUGGUAAUGCUCACCUUCUUGAGCAUUGGCCCCUUUGUGCUUGUCACGGUCACAAGUGAUAAAGACCUUGGCUAUGCAGAACUCUCAGACUCCUUGGAUUACAUUUUCCUAAUAUUUCCUGGACAUUGCCUGGGAAUGGCUUUUUCCAACUUGUACUAUAACUUUGAACUAAAAAAGCUUUGCAAUGCUAAGAACUUGAGUGAUAUUGACUGCAAUGAUGUUUCAGAAGGAUAUGUGGUUCAAAAGAACAUCUAUGCCUGGGAAUCUCUGGGGAUAGGGAAGUACCUGACAGCUUUGGCUUUCUUGGGACUUUUGUACAUUAUCCUGAUUUUCCUCAUUGAAGCCAAUACAUUCUCCGUACUGAAAUCCAGGCUUUCUGGAUUUUCUAGGGGAAAAAAAAUGGGGACAUUCCUCAAUGUAACAGAGCCAGAAGACGAAGAUGUACUAGAUGAGGCAGAAACCAUCAAGUUUUAUUUGGAAACAUUACUAAAGAAAAAUCCACUUAUUGUUAAAGACGUGUCAAAGGUCUAUAAAGAGAAGGUAACUGUGCUGGCUGUAAACAAGGUGUCCUUCACCGUUAAUGAAAGAGAAUGCUUUGGCCUUCUGGGCCUCAAUGGAGCUGGGAAGACUUCCAUUUUCAACAUGCUGACUGGGGAGCAGCCCAUCACUUCAGGAAAUGCCUUUGUCAAGGGUUUCAAUGUCAAGUCUGACCUAGUGAAGGUGCGGCAGUGGAUUGGUUACUGUCCUGAAUUUGAUGCCCUGCUAAACUUCAUGACAGGAAGAGAGAUACUUGCCAUGUAUGCCCGUAUCCGGGGCAUCCCUGAGUGCCACAUUAAAACCUGUGUAGACCAGAUUCUCGAGGACUUACUCAUGCGUGUGUAUGCAGACAAGCUGGUAAAGACCUAUAGUGGCGGUAACAAACGCAUGCUGAGCACCGGCAUUGCCCUCAUCGGAGAGCCUGAAGUCAUCUUCCUAGAUGAGCCAUCCACUGGCAUGGACCCUGUGGCCCGGCGCCUGCUGUGGGACACUGUGGCCCGGGCCCGGGAGUCUGGCAAGGCCAUCGUCAUCACCUCCCACAGUAUGGAGGAGUGUGAAGCCUUAUGUACCCGGCUGGCCAUCAUGGUUCAGGGCCAGUUCAAGUGCCUGGGCAGCCCACAACACCUCAAGAGCAAGUUUGGCAGUGGCUACUCCCUGCAGGCCAAGGUCCAGAGGGAAUGGCAACAGGAGGCGCUAACGAAGUUUAAGGCAUUCGUGGAACUGACUUUCCCAGGCAGCAGUCUGGAAGAUGAGCACCGGGGCAUGGUCCAGUACUACCUGCCUGGCCACAACCUCAGCUGGGCAAAGGUGUUUGGCAUUAUGGAACAAGCCAAGAAGAAUUACAUGUUGGAAGACUACUCUAUCAACCAGGUCUCUCUGGAGGACAUCUUCCUGAGUUUCACCAGCACAGUGUCCUCCACUAACAGAAAAUUCCACCACGGGCAAGCUCUCCUAGACAGUGCCUUAUCACCCUCUCACUCUGAGCCUAUCUUACUUCCUCCCUCAGGUCCUUCCUCUCAGCCUGCCACACCACCUCCAACUCCACCUCCCUCAGAGCCUGUCCUGCUGUAAUAAAGAUCCUGGUGCAGGGUA